This is a messenger RNA of Salvia miltiorrhiza (redroot sage), 2560 nucleotides long. Its product is annotated as AT-rich interactive domain-containing protein 5-like. Gene Ontology annotation, molecular function: DNA binding. NCBI's taxonomy places the organism in Eukaryota, Viridiplantae, Streptophyta, Magnoliopsida, Lamiales, Lamiaceae. The transcript is spliced from 14 exons. The coding region runs from base 368 to 2317 and encodes 649 amino acids. Gene Ontology annotation, biological process: regulation of transcription by RNA polymerase II. The record is from RefSeq and is a predicted model, not a curated record. Gene Ontology annotation, cellular component: nucleus.
AGGCAACCGCAGAAGCAGGGGCCUUUCUUUGCCGUCCCCCCCCCCCUCUCUCUCUCCGGCGUUUGAAGGUGCUCUCUCUCUCUACCUCUGCCCUAACGAUUUCGCCGUAGCGCAGUUUAAACACACGCAAUCGUUGCUUACCUUAUAAACAAAAACUCCUCCCCUUCCUAAUUAUUCCCCCUCCCCCCUUUUAACGAUAUUUUUGGACUGGAAUCUGUGCACGCGCGCAAAUUCGCACACUCGCUCCUCGUUUUGCUCCAACUGGCGAAUAAAUUGAGUCCAGCUUUAGAUUCGAUUGCAUAGCCAUUGCGACGAAGGCGAGCUCUGGUCCCGUUCGCUACCUCGAGCUGUUGUUUUAGAUACCAUAAUGGAUAGCAAAGAUGUAGAAAUGGAGGACAUCCAAAAGCCUGAUUCAGGAUAUGACAUUAAAGAAACCAAUGAUAAAGUGCUCGACUCUAAGAUUGAAUUGAAAGACGAUGACCUUCCGUCUGCAGUCACUGUUGCAGAGAAUGCAAAUCAAAGCGAAAAUGGUGAUGAAGACUUAAAUAAGUUGAGUAGUGAAGAAAAGGAUCAGAUAACUGCCAUGAGUGAAAUGGAAGCUCAAACUAACCAUGAAAGAAAGACUAAUGAGCCAAUGUCGGUAGAGGGUGUUGAACCAACAAGCGAGCAAAUUGAUACUGAAAGUAAGAAUGAAGAGGGAAUUGAAAUUGAGGCUAAUGCGGAAGUGCAAACUGCUUCUCGGAGUAUAGCCGACAAACUAACUGAUGUGAAGAAUGAUGUGGUUGAGGAAAGUGAUGCUAAGGAUGGGUUGAUAGAGGAAAAGCCCGUGGAGAAUGAUGUGGAAAGUGCAAUUCCUGUAAAAAAUGUGGAGGGAGAUUCCAGUGGCCAUGUUGCAGUGGAAAAGCCCAAAAAUAAUGGGGAGACUGAAGAAUGUGUUAAAAAUGUUGCACAAAUAGAAAUUGCAGAUGACAAUGUUGCAAAAAUAGAAAUGGCAUAUGAAAAUGUGGAUAGUGGGGGUGGUUCUAGAGAAAUUAAUAAACUUGAAACUGGAUUAUCUUCAAACGAGGCUCCUCAGGUCCAAAGCGUUACACCAGUUGAGGUUCCACAGAGUGUGGACAAAGAGAUGGAAGAUGCAGCUAAUGCAAAUGAGGAUAAAGUAGUUAAUGAUGAACCAAAACAACAGGGUAAGGAAGUUCUUAUUGCUGGCCCUGCAACUGAUGGGAAUACCAAGAGUGUGGAAACUGUUACUAGACCUGAAGGGAAUGAUUCUUCUCUAACAAAUCAGCAUGAAGUUUCUACACCCAAUUCCAUUGUCAGAUACUUGCCGACAAAUAUGGGGGCCCAUAGCGGAGAAGCAGACAAGACUGUUUAUAGUCAAGCCACACUACCUCUGAUGGCAGAGGGUGAUGAUGGAACCCCAGAAGACCAAGCAGCAUUCAUAAGGGAACUUGAAAGUUUUUAUCGUGAGAAGGCAACAGACUUUAAACCACCAAAAUUUUAUGGCCAACCAUUAAAUUGCCUCAAGUUAUGGAGAGCUGUGAUUAGAUUGGGAGGUUAUGACAGGGUUACUGGAUCCAAGUUGUGGCGACAGGUGGGAGAGUCAUUUCAUCCACCAAAGACCUGCACAACAGUUUCAUGGACAUUCCGCAUUUUCUAUGAGAAGUCUCUUUUAGAAUAUGAAAGGAAUAAGAGACAAAGUGGUGAUCUUCAACUCCCAGUAGCAAUGCUCCCUGAAGCUUCUGGUGCUGAUAGUGAGGGUAAUGGCUUUCAAGGAUCAGGAUCAGGAAGGGCUAGAAGAGAUGCUGCUGCUCGUGCUAUGCAAGGUUGGCAUGUCCAGCGCCUUUCUGGUUAUGGAGAAGUUGGUGAGCCUGUAAUAAAGGACAAGAACAUCAACAAUAUGGUGAAGCGUGAGAAAAACAUCAAAAGCAUUGCUUCUCUCAAACAAAAGAGACCAAAUGAGGUGGAGCUUCCAGUCAAGGCUAUUCGUGCUGAAACAUCAAAGCAGCUUGUGCCAUCAGUUGUUGAUGUGGGACCUCCGGCAGAUUGGGUUAAGAUCAACAUACGCCAAACGAGGGAUUGUUUUGAAGUUUAUGCGCUGGUCCCAGGUCUUCUUCGUGAAGAGGUACGUGUCCAGUCAGAUCCUGCCGGGAGAUUGGUCAUAACAGGUCAGCCUGAGCAAGUUGAUAAUCCCUGGGGCAUUACACCAUUCAAGAAGGUGGUCAGCCUACCAGCCAGGAUCAAUCCGCUCCAAACAUCAGCUGUUGUUAGCCUUCAUGGACGCCUCUUUGUUCGGGUUCCUUUCGAGUCGAAUAGUUAAAUCCGGAAGGUUCAUUUUAUUUAUAUAAUUUCUUCGAACUGUAGGCAAACCGAUGCCUACAAAAGCUGGCUAUGUGAAUGUGUAGCUUUGACCAUUACAUGUGCAUGAUUGUGUUUGCAGUUUAGAUGUAGAAGAGGUCUUUCACAGUUUAGUUCAAAGUUGGUAGUGAGCGAGUAGUAGUUCUACAGUGUAAGAAUUAUCAAAGGAUUUUCGAUUCAAUUCAUUAAAUCCACAUUUGCAUAA